AGAAAAUUGAUAACAAUAACCUUGAAUUUUAUAUUCAAUUUUCGUGGAGAUAACAUUCUGAUUCAAAUACCCUCUUCAAACCAGAACUACCCAAAAGCGAUCUUAUGAUUAAAAUUCACAUACUAACCAGAUUCCUUUAAAAUGCAGAACGUUUUUAACAAUUUAAAAGGCACUGCUUUAGGUGUGGCCGAGUAUUUAACACCUGUGCUGAAGGAAUCUAAAUUCAAAGAAACUGGUGUUAUUACUCCUGAAGAGUUUGUGGCUGCUGGCGAUCAUUUAGUACAUCAUUGUCCUACUUGGCAAUGGUCAGCUGGGGAUGAAUCUAAAGUUAAGCCAUACUUACCUAAAGAUAAACAAUUUCUGAUCACUAGAAAUGUUCCAUGCUCCCGAAGAUAUGAACAUAUGCAAUAUUCCGAUGAUUUAGAAAGAGUUAUAGAAUCUAAUGACGCGGAUAAUGGAUGGGUAGAUACUCAUCAUUAUGGUCAGAAUUCCGGAAUAGAGGAUAAAGUUUCUGAAAUGACUCUAGAAUCUAAGAGUUCAGAAAUGACUGAUUCCUUACUAGAAAAUCUUGAUAAAGAUGAAAAUAAUGAUGGUCAUGAAGAUGAGGAUGAAGAAGCUGAAGAUAUGGAAGCAUUCGAAGAGAGUGGAAUGUUGGAUGAUCAGCAGGUUGCAAGAGUGAUAGAGCAACCUACUAUUGUAAAAAAAGGAUCACAGGAAGAAGGUGAAAUUAUCCAUACUCGUACCUAUGAUCUUCACAUAACUUAUGACAAAUAUUAUCAAACACCAAGACUUUGGUUAACGGGUUAUGAUGAGAAACAAAAACCAUUAACUGUAGAAGAGCUCUACCAAGAUAUCAGCUCCGAUUAUGCCAUGAAAACUGUUACUAUGGAAGUUCAUCCACACUUGAGUGUACCGAAAAUGGCUUCUGUGCACCCUUGCAGGCAUGCCGACGUUAUGAAGAAUAUUAUAGCCACCGUUACGGAAGGAGGAGGAGAGUUAGGUGUUCAUAUGUAUCUAAUAAUAUUCUUGAAAUUCAUGCAAUCUGUUAUUCCAACAAUAGAAUACGAUUUCACCCAAAAUUUUUCCAUGUGAAUCGACCAGAAACACAAUUGGAACAUUUACUUCACUGAAUAUGUACGCUUAAUGGUAUGAAAAUUAUUAUUAUUUAUUUUGUUUAUCUGCUAUGGCAACUUUAGUGUUAUCUACAAAAGGCUGAAUGUGAACGAACUUUAUGAAUUUCAUAAUAAAUCAAUGUUUUUACUGAAAGUUGUGAAAUAAAGUUGAAUUUUACUUUU
Messenger RNA from Harmonia axyridis, 1295 nucleotides. It is a transcript of the gene Atg3, whose product is annotated as ubiquitin-like-conjugating enzyme ATG3. The record is from RefSeq and is a predicted model, not a curated record. Gene Ontology annotation, biological process: autophagy of mitochondrion; nucleophagy; autophagosome assembly. Lineage: Eukaryota; Metazoa; Arthropoda; Insecta; Coleoptera; Coccinellidae. Gene Ontology annotation, molecular function: Atg8-family ligase activity. The transcript is spliced from 6 exons. Bases 142 to 1092 code for a protein of 316 amino acids. Gene Ontology annotation, cellular component: cytoplasmic ubiquitin ligase complex; cytosol.